AUGCCGCUAAUAAUCCUCUCCGGCUACCCCUCCUCCGGCCUAACCCACCGCGCAACCCAACUAGCCACUCUCCUCCAAAAAACCCAAGACGACCUCUUCGCCUCCGGCGCCAUCGACCCCUCCCGCCCACGCUACAAGAUCGCAACCAUACCAACACACGAUGCAUCGCACCCGAGAAGCGUCUACGAUAACGCGCGCACGGAGAAGAUGGCGCGCGGGGUUGCGUAUGCGAGAGCGAAAAGGGCGCUGGGGAAGGAUACGUUUGUAAUUCUGGAUGGGAUGAAUUAUAUCAAGGGGUAUCGGUAUCAGCUUUGGUGUGAGGCGAAGGCUGUGGGGACGACUUGUUGUGUUGUCCACGUCGGAACACCAAUCGAGCAAUGCCGCUUGAACAACGAAGCCAAACUAAAACGACAGGCCGAAAAGUCCCCCGAGCAGGAAUCAUCUGGAGACCGAAGCGAAGACGAAGCAUACCCCCCCGAACUCCUCGAAAACCUCAUCUUCCGCUACGAAGAACCAAGCACCCACAGCCGCUGGGACAAACCCCUCUUCACAGUGCCUUAUUUCGACGCAGAGCCCCCAAUUGCGGAUAUCUGGACAGCACUCACAGGCAUCCCGCAUCCAUCAACCACCGGCCCACAAACUUCAAGCAUAACACCAACACCAAUAGAAUCCAUCAAGACAACAUCCGACACAGCUAGCAUCGCAACAGGCGCGACAGGCGCACCAGGAUCAGGCAUGCUAAACCGCACACGUCCCAAGAUAAAACCCCACGCUGCAACCGUCCAACCAACAGCCACCAACUCCUCCGCACUCUACUCCCUCGAAAAACGCACCUCGUCGAUAAUCUCCUCCAUCCGCAAUUACACCCUAACCAACCCCUCCGCAACAGCAAUCCUCUCGAACCUCCCACCCAAUGCAUCCAACGGGAUAACGAUCGAAAUCCCCGACGUCUCAACACCGAUAUUCAUACCCGCGCACAUCGCCGCGCUGGGAUCUACGGAUGAACUCGCGGGGGCGGGGGGCGUGCUUGCGCUGCCGAGACUGCAGAGGCUGAAGAGGCAGUGGAUAGGGCUGAAUCGGGCAUAUGUGGGGAAUUACGCGGGGGGGAAGGGGGGCGGAUUGAAGGAGGAGGAGGUGGGGGGUGCGUUUGUGAGGUUUUUGAAUGCGGAGUUUGCUGGCGACGGCUCUUAGGUAUUUUGCUCGAUUGGGAAGUGGAAAAGUCAUUAUAUGAUUCUAUUGCUGCAGUGCAUGCAUAGCGUUAUCAUGUUUAUGAUACCAUGGGUUGAAUAUAGAUCUAACUAACUAGACGAGUUGAUUACAAAUUAUCCAAACAACAUAACUACAUACUUCUACAUGCAACACAAAAUGCAAUCGGGUUGCAACCGCUCGCUAAGCGAACUCGAG
This is a messenger RNA of Aspergillus glaucus CBS 516.65, 1404 nucleotides long. Its product is annotated as putative RNA polymerase II Elongator complex associated protein Kti12. The coding region runs from base 1 to 1191 and encodes 396 amino acids. NCBI's taxonomy places the organism in Eukaryota, Fungi, Ascomycota, Eurotiomycetes, Eurotiales, Aspergillaceae. The record is from RefSeq and is a predicted model, not a curated record. The transcript has 3 exons.